Sitophilus oryzae (rice weevil) is the source of this 760-nucleotide messenger RNA. Its product is annotated as bifunctional endo-1,4-beta-xylanase XylA-like. NCBI's taxonomy places the organism in Eukaryota, Metazoa, Arthropoda, Insecta, Coleoptera, Curculionidae. Gene Ontology annotation, molecular function: structural constituent of cuticle. The record is from RefSeq and is a predicted model, not a curated record. The coding region runs from base 102 to 647 and encodes 181 amino acids. The transcript has 3 exons.
CGACAGCAACUAUUUCCCUUGUACAGGGUGCGGUCCAUUUCAUAUAAAUAGGUCAUUUUCCCAUAGAAACAGACACUUGUUGCAACCGAACGUCACGCAACAUGUUUGUAAAACUGGUGUCUCUGGCCCUGUGCCUCACUUCCACACUCGCCGCCUACCACGGCCCCCUAGCCGGCGGCCUCCCCGCCGACCUCUACCCCGCCGGCGUCUCGCCCCAAGCGUGUCCCAACUUCCCCAACUGCGCUAAUCCCGCGGUCGCCGCCAAUCCAGGCCAGGCCGCCAACCAGGCCUGGGGCCAGCCCGCCUGGAACAACCAGCCCAAGCCCGCGUGGACCCAGCAGCAGAACCAGUGGAACGGCAACAACCAGCAGUGGAGUAGUGGGGACCAGUGGAACGGCAACCAGAACGCUUUGGACAGGGGAGAAUACACCGGCGAUGGGGAUUACCAUGGGGAAGGAUUGGCAGAGGCUUUGGCUCCCGGGUAUGAGAAUUCUGGCGGAUGGAAUAAUUGGAAUAAUGGCGGUAACCAACAGUACGCUCAACCCGCCCCAAACUGGAACCAAGGCUAUCAAGGCGGCCCUAAACCAGCUCAAAUUCCAGCGGGCGUAGACCCAGGCUCCUGUCCGAACUACCCCUUCUGUCAUUAGACGGCGCUAGUUUAUUUAUAGUCUGCAGUUCCCGCCGCUAGAUGGCGCCAGCUGACAAUGUGUUCGUGUGCGAGUUGCGUGUAAAUAAAUACAAAAUAAAAAUGGAAAGUCUG